AACACACCCCGUUUUUUACACGUUUCAAAUGAACAGCCAAUGAAACACCGGGAUGUUGGUACGUGGGGCGGCGUUCAAGACGAGCCAGUUGCUAGUGGCAGCUUCAGCUACACACCGAAACCGAGGUGAUGGAGGAAUUUGAAGAUGGAGAAACUCCGGCGGCUGAGGAACUUACUCCCUGUAACAUCUGUGGAAGAAGCUUCUUUCCCAAAGUCUUGAAGAAACACAUUCCUAUAUGUCAGAAGUCCGCAACAAAGAAGAGGAAGACUUUUGACUCCAGUAGACAGAGGGCAGAGGGCACAGACAUCUCCACCCUCAAACCCAUCAAAAACCUCAAAGCAAAGCAGGAUCCGCCCCCAAAGAAGCCAUCCAACUGGCGCAAGAAACAUGAGGACUUCAUCGCCACCAUACGGGCGGCCAAGGGCAUCACACAGGUCAUGAAGGAGGGGGGCCCCCUGCCACCACCCCCCCCGCCCACCUACGACCCAGACUACAUACAGUGUCCUCACUGCCAGCGGAGGUUCGGGCAGAAUGCCGCCGAUCGUCACAUCCAGUUCUGCCGCGAAAAGGCGGCACGCAUGCCCAAGGCCAAGGCAGUGGCGGCGGCGGCAGCGGAGGUGAAGAAAACCCCCCCUCGCACGCAGUCUAAGCUCUCCGCUCCAGUGAAGAAGGCGGGCCUGAUGGCGUCGCCGUCUCCAGCGGUUCAACCUGUGUCCUCUCGUCUACCACAGCGCUCUGGCUCUGGACAGAUCUCUGGAAUCCCAUCUAGUAAGCCCUCCUCCAGUAUAGCGAGGAGCAGCCUGUCCGCCCUCACGAGUCCUCCAUCAGGGGUGGGGAUGAAGAGCCGGCCAGUGGGCUACGGCCCGGCCAAGAGCGCGGCGCCCAGCGGGCUGUACAGGAGGAAGGCGGACAGCUCCUACUCGAGGCAAGAAGUUGUCGGGGACAACGACUUGGACGGCGGCGCCAAGGGUAGCUUCUGUAACGACUGCGGCACCAAAUACCCCGUGGAGACGGCCAAGUUCUGCUGCGAAUGUGGCGUCAGACGGAUGUGCAUGUGAAGAUGUGUGUGUGACACCUUUGCUGUACUGCUAGUAAGGAGCAGAGUGUGCGUACUUCGGUUGGUGCCGCUGCCAAGGACUUUGUAUCAGAACGCUAGAUGCCCCCCCCCCCCCCUUCUCUCUUAUGUGGGUGUGUGAUUUGGCCGGUGGAUUCCACCCAGAGUAUGCAGCAAAGCCAAGGGACCACUGCAAUUCCACAGGGACCCUGUCCUCCUCACUAGAAGAAUAGGUUCCUGUUGAAGUGAUCUGUGAUCGACCACUGACCACUUUUAACUGUGAAGAAAUGACAGCGUUAUCUGUAGGACUGUGUUUCGAACCUUUCCUUGUGCGUAUUUGUCAGUGCUACGUGAAAAUAUUUUUUGCUUUGAGAGUUUUCAUGUUAAGCUUCUACAGUUUUUUUAAUUGUAACAUAUCUCAAAUAGCUAUCUUCCCAUUAUGUUCUGCAAAUUUCAAGCAAUUUAGGUAGGUUAUUUAUUUUAAUAUUCUUUUAAUAUUGUUUUCCAUUUGGUUAUGUGGUGAGGUUCAGUUUGUGGAUUUGUAUGGAAACCAUUUUGCCCAAUGCCAAACAUCACAAUAAUAUGUGUUGUUUGGCUGAAUCAGUAUUUUCACCUGAAUCAGUAUUGAAGGGAACAAGUGUGUUUAUAAUUAAAUUAUCCAAUGGCCCAGGUCUUUUGUUGUUCCUGAUUUGCAUUUGCAAACCUAAUAUAAAUGGUGCUCACUGCUCCACUGAGGCGACACAUGCUAGUGCUAAGUCCCUUUAAGGACUUCAACCCCAUCAUCCAGACAGGGCUACUGCUAUGUGCUGGUGCUAAGUCCCUUUAAGGACUUCAACCCCAUCAUCCAGACAGGGCUACUGCUAUGUGCUAGUGCAACGUCUUUAAGGACUUCAACCCCAUCAUCGCGACAGCUAGUGCUACAUGCUAGUGCUAUGUCUUUAAGGAUUUCAACUUCCAGUUUGUGCUAGUAGUGCUAUAUGCUACUGCUAUGUCUUUAAGGACUUCAACUGUUCGAUUUUAAGCUUCAUUAUUUAUCAUAAACGGAACAGUGUGGUUGCUAUAGGAAACUUUGCUCAUGGCAUAACUAUCAAUCAUUUAGUUUUUUGUGUUCAUGUGGACAAGGGUGGAAAACAUUCAGAUGGAUGGAAAAUUACUGGUCGCAGAUGGAAUGCAAGUGUGUGAACCUGAUUUGCAUUGAAAAUACAACAUUUUGUAGUUCUUUAUCAAAUUUAUAUAUUUUUUCCAGAUUGCAAACAAUAGAUGCGUUUCCUUAUGGGUUUCUAGUGAACAUUAAGUAGUACUUGUGAACAAUUAAGAGGGCCUGAAGGAAAAGAAACGCAAUGCUGUUUAUGGUUUUAUCUCCCUUUUUAAGCGGAUAAUUUGCCGUUGUGUCAUUAGACGCCUCUGUCAUCUGUUUUUGAAUACCGGGGUCAUCCCUCCGCCCGUAUCCUUCUGCACGUAACCAAACACUCCCAAAAGACUGUUCACUAUGUUUCAUGUAUUAUAGAGUACGGUCUUGCAAUUAUUACUGUGUACGUUCGUCAAUAAAACACCCUGAAACAAUGUA
This is a messenger RNA of Gadus macrocephalus (Pacific cod), 2621 nucleotides long. It is a transcript of the gene zc2hc1a, whose product is annotated as zinc finger, C2HC-type containing 1A. The transcript has 9 exons. The record is from RefSeq and is a predicted model, not a curated record. The coding region runs from base 129 to 1058 and encodes 309 amino acids. Lineage: Eukaryota; Metazoa; Chordata; Actinopteri; Gadiformes; Gadidae.